AUGGUUCGUCCAAAUACAAGUUUAAAACGAAAAACGGUCGAUGCGAAGUUGUCCUCAGCCAAGUCCCCUGAGCAGUUUUGCGUACAGCUUCAACAGAACGGAUAUGAAACGAUGAAAAUGGUCGAUGAAAAUGGAAGGAAAACUGCGACGAAAAAGGCAGAAUGGAUAUUAGCAGAAGAAAAAAAAGGAAGGAAACACUACGACUACAACCUGUCACAAGUUAUCGCCAGAAGAAAAAAGGCUAUGCACAACUCGGCAACACAAUCAUUUCUA
This is a messenger RNA of Mesorhabditis spiculigera, 273 nucleotides long. The record is from the annotation of a GenBank genome assembly. NCBI's taxonomy places the organism in Eukaryota, Metazoa, Nematoda, Chromadorea, Rhabditida, Rhabditidae.